GAGGCCCAGGCCGCCCCCGGCCGCCAUGCGGGGCCGCCGCUGAGGCGCGAGGGGGAGGGCGGGCGCGGCCCGGCAUGGCGCGCGGCCCCGCGUAGCAGCGCCCAGCCCCGCCGGCAGCGAGGCCCCCGCCGAGGAGGAGGAGCUGACAGGGCCGCCGCGGCCUCCGCGCUGCCGGGCCCCGGGGUGGCCGCGGCCCAAGGUGACACCCGGCCCGGCCCCGGGGCCGCCGCCGCGCCUUCUUCUCUCCGCGGAGCCGGCGGCGUGCGAGCGGCUGCGAUGAACCCGGUGAAUGCCACUGCUCUCUACGUGUCAGCGAGCCGCCUGGUGCUCAACUACGACCCGGGGGACCCCCAGUCCUUCUCUGAGAUUAACAAGCUCCUGCCCUACUUCAGGCAGUCCCUCUCCUGCUGCGUGUGCGGAAACUUGCUACAAGACCCUAUUGCUCCUACCAACUCCACGUGUCAGCAUUAUGUCUGCAAAACUUGUAAAGGUAAGAAGAUGAUGAUGAAACCAUCAUGUAGCUGGUGCAAGGACUACGAACAGUUUGAGGAGAACAAGCAGCUGAGCAUCUUGGUGAACUGCUACAAGAAACUCUGCGAAUACAUAACGCAGACCCCGCUGGCACGAGAUAUCAUCCAGGCGGUUGAUUGCUCUGCAGAUCUCUUGGCUUUGCUCAAAGAUGGAUCACCACUCCAUGAUGAGACAGAAAAAUCUUCCGACGCAGCCUUGGCUUUGUGUUUGACACAUUCCCCAGUACCUUCAACCUCGGAACUCACGGCUGAUCCUCCAGCUACUUUUACGUCAAUACCUGAAAGCACACACAGCAUUGAUAUUAGAGGUUCUGUUAUCAAUGGGUUGCCCAAUUGUAAUGGGCUUUCGGUAGAUAAAUUGGGGGUGAAUAUUCCUUCUCCUGAACAGGCAAACACGAUUGAUGUCUGUAGUACCGGGGAAUACAUAAAAACUGAGGACAUCUCCGGCAGCCUGCAGCCUGUGUGCGACCCCGUCUCUACGAGUGACCUGUGCACCACAGGCAUCGACAUCUGCAGCUUCAGUGAGGACAUAAAGCCAGGCGGCUCACUCCUCCUCAGCGUGGAGGAAGUUCUUCGGAGCCUGGAGACUGUCUCCAAUACUGAAGUCUGUGAUUCUAAUUUGCAGCCGAGCCUGGAAGCAAACAUGACUAACGGUCCUUUCCUGCAGCUUUCUCCCCCACCUCUUAGCCAUAACAUUUUCAUGUCCACAGAUGCUUCUCCACACGGAAUCUCGUGUACAGCGGCAACACCUAAGGUAGUUAAGUUAAAUAGAAAGCGAUCUCGGUCAGAAAGCGACAGCGAAAAGGUGCAACCUCUACCCAUUUCCAGCAUCAUCUGUGGCCCAACACUGGGCGCAUCAGCUCCAGUAACAGUGAAGCAGGAAAACAAAAUGUCUUUGCAGCCUAUUGCAACGGUGCCCAACGGAGGCACCACUCCCAAAAUAAGUAAAACUGUGCUCCUGUCUAACAAAAGCAUGAAAAAGAAUUUAGAACAUGCCCCUAAGAAAUCUCACCCAAAAGCCAAACCCGGGGUGCUGAAAACAAAAGACAAAGCGAAGGAGAAAGUUCCUAGCAGUAACGUUAUGCCGGGAAGCCCAACAAAAACUGUGUAUAAAAAGCCACAAGAAAAGAAAGGGUGCAAAUGUGGUCGUGCCACCCAAAAUCCAAGUGUUCUUACAUGCCGUGGCCAACGCUGCCCUUGCUACUCGAACCGCAAAGCCUGCCUUGACUGCAUAUGCCGUGGCUGCCAAAACUCGUACAUGGCUAACGGGGAGAAGAAGCUGGAGGCGUUUGCAGUGCCAGAAAAGGCCUUGGAGCAGACUCGGCUUACUUUGGGCAUUAAUGUGACAAGCAUUGCGGUGCGCAAUGCCAGCACAAGCACCAGUGUAAUCAAUGUGACAGGGUCACCAGUAACGACGUUUUUAGCUGCCAGUACACACGACGAUAAAAGUUUGGAUGAAGCUAUAGACAUGAGAUAUGACUGUUGACUCUCUCUUUUCCCUGCCCUCCGUAGGGGAACUGCUACAGUUUUACGGCAGCUAUGGUUCUGUUUAACUUGCUGGAGCUCCUGCGUUUAGAUCACUUGUAUCAAGUGUUUUUCAUUGCUAUGUUCUGUGUAUUAGUGUCUGGGAAAUAGUUGCAGAUAAUGGAGGAGUUACCCUAAAACUGUUCUUAGUUCUUACAGCACCUCAUAGUUUUGAGAUCGAUUGCUGAUGUAAAUGAUUUAUCACAAGAUCUUUGGCAAGGAAUAUAUUAACCUCAUUGUACCUGGUCAUGCUUUGUGCUCAGUCAAAGCUUCUGCUUCAAAGUGGUAUCCAGUUAGUCCAUCGGAACUGUGUUAGAGCACAGCAUAGUGAAGUAAUUGCCCAUUAGUUACAGCCAGGGUGACUAGAAAAUCCCCUGGCGUUCCUGUAGGGAACGCGGCGUGGAGCUGGGGAAUGCCAUCUGAAAAGGGAGGUAAUUUCCCAGUGUGUGUCCCAGAUGAUCGCCCAUACCGACUGUAUGGGACAGUUUAAAAAGGAGGAGUAAUACAUUGAGAAAGCCAGCAGCCCACACAGAGCUUGACCUUCAGCCAAGGGCAGGAGGAUCAGUGCUUGACCAUCACCCUGCUGCCUGCGAUGCACCGGCCUGUUCACAACAUCAUCUGUUGUUCCUUGACAGUCCCACCAGUCAUUCCUCCUCUGUUCUGCCCUCUGUGCCAGCUCUGUCUGUUUGAUGUGUUAUGGACAGUUGGCUGAGGCAAGAAAAUGACUUGUACACCAAGAAGGCUGGAGCUUGAUAGGCUCUGUUCUCCCCUUUUCUCCUCACCCCCCUUCUUUUUUGAAGCUCCUGCUGGUUUUUCUGCUGUUGCUUCUAGAAGAGAGAGGGGAUUUUGUGGGUCACAGAGAGACUGUGGCCGAUUCCUGCCCCUCCGCUGCCAGUUGGUGCCUGGGGUAGAUGGAGCCUUCCACAGCAGCUGGGCUGGGUGGGUUUGAUGAGGUUUGUCCCACAGCAGAGCUGGGACCCGUCCCCUCGACGGUGGUCACUCAGCUGAGGCAGAGGGUUCGGUUGCGAUAAAGUCAAAGGUUUUGGAUGUCUGUUAGACAGAACCAGCUGUAUCGCCCACUUCCAGAAUCCAUCCUGUUCCCCUCCGGUCUGUUGGGAGCGGCUUUCGAAGGUCUGUGCUUGUCAGCCUGGGCUGAAAGGGCAGCAAAUGAACUAACGCAGAGCUGCAAAGAGUUGAGCCCAGACCGCAUUCAGUGGAGCGCACCUCUGUGGAACUGGGCCUGAUGCACAAAUGCCUCAUUUUGGUGUAGUCCCUGAACUCCUCUGCCUGCACUCCCGUUUAGGCUCGUGUUUAAGGCUUCGCUGGCACCAGAGAAAGUCAGGUUCCUUUGUGAAAGCAGAAGCCUCUCCCCUUUGAGUGAUGCAGCACGAUUAAGCAUGGGCUGACUGCAACACAAACCAUUGCCUCCUCAUGUGCAAGGCAGCUCCUGCCUCAGCAUGUAGGUGAAUUUUUGAGUUGCUUCACCGCUUCCAUCUCCCCUUUUCCUCGUCCCAGGAACCCUGCAGCACGCUCUGACCCAGCGUUAGGUGUGUUUUGAUUUGGCACAAAGCAUGUACAAUGAUGGUUCCUCACCUAAGAAAUAAGCAACCCCCUUGGACACAAAUGACACCUCCUUUGUUUGUAGUGUACCAUGGUGUCAUCUCCUGUGAACGUGGUCAGAUCUCUCUGUUGGUUUUGGUUUGUUUCUCCCCCCGUCUUUUCUGUGGGGUGGGUAGGGUGGGGGGUUAAAGCCAUAGGAAGAAAAAUGUGAUGUACGUGUCCAGUCUGUACUUUUUUGUUUUUGUUUUGCAAGAAGAGUUGAAAAAUAUUUUUGAUAAUGAGUAAAUGGUGGAAAAUGCUUCUUAGUAUUCUUGUCUUUAUUUGCCAAUCCAAGUACCCACGAUCUGUGUUUUUUAGCCCUCAUGAGAUUUAACGAUGUCCUAUUAAAAUGUAUUUAGUUAAACUUGUAUGUGAUCUUUGUGUUGACCCAAAGGGAUCCUACCAUUGCCCGAUGUGGUGGUUUGAUCGUGACCUUCUGAUGUAAAUCUGUUCUAGUCCAUUGCGUGUACGCCGAGCAGCCAACCCCGGCUCUGGUUUAAGGGGAGGGAACUGCACAGCAUGGGUUGUUUCGGAAUGCUUUUUCGGAGCUGUUAAGUUUUGCCGAGAUUGUUGCUGGUACAUUGAUUAGGACUUGGAUUAAAUGGAAUACGCAGUACCUUGGCUCCAGAAAUGUGGGAGUACUUGGAAUCUUUACUAUCUCACUGCUGCAUUAAACACGGUACCAACAGCUGGAGAUUCGGGCCAAGCGUGCUUUGGAACCGCCGACAGGAGAGCCCUGAUCGUUGAUGUAAACUGCAAACGGUAGAUUCAGGUUGUUCCUAAGAACAUUUUCUUUUAUGCUGCCACCUUCUUGAAAUGUCUAUUA
Molecule: messenger RNA, 4479 nt
Organism: Cuculus canorus (common cuckoo)
Lineage: Eukaryota; Metazoa; Chordata; Aves; Cuculiformes; Cuculidae
Gene: MSL2
Product: MSL complex subunit 2
Exons: 2
Coding region: 277-2016 (579 amino acids)
Cellular component (GO): MSL complex
Molecular function (GO): ubiquitin protein ligase activity
Source: RefSeq, a predicted model, not a curated record